CCCUACCACGUACUAGACAGCUGGCCUUGAAUCUUCUCUCUUUAUAAAUUAAAAAGAAAUUUAGACGAAAUAUAAAAAACAACACGAAAACCAGAAGAAAAUAAGGAUUUGAGGAUUCUAAGUGAACUUUCUCGUCUUUGCAAUUUUCUCGAGAAAAUUGCCCCUCGAUUGAUUCUGUUUUUUGUUUGAGUGCAGAUGCAGCAGAUGCUUUUCUAAAAAGCUUGCACGUCGUAAAAGAGGGAAUUUGAUAAUAGUUAGUUUUAAUUUAUAAAAAACAUGGUUGCUACUGCUGCUACAUCCUCAUUCUUUCCGGUCACUCCAUCUCCUGACUCCUCUGACUCGAAAAAGAAAAGGCUUGGAAAUGGAUCAAUUAACCUCGGAGGUGUCAAGUCGAAAACUUCUUCUGGAAACUUGCAAGUCAAGGCAAAUGCUCAAGCCCCUCCAAAAAUAAACGGAACCAAAGUCGUUACACCUCCGGCGGAAGUUUUCAAGAACGAAGAUGGUGUCAGUUUCCAUCCUCCGAGGACGUUUAUCAAUCAAUUGCCUGAUUGGAGCAUGCUUCUUGCUGCUAUCACAACCGUUUUCUUGGCUGCUGAGAAGCAGUGGAUGAUGCUUGAUUGGAAGCCGAAGCGACCUGACAUGCUUAUUGAUCCAUUUGGUAUAGGAAAGAUUGUUCAGGAUGGUCUUGUUUUCCGUCAGAACUUCUCGAUUAGGUCUUAUGAGAUAGGUGCUGAUCAGACAGCUUCCAUAGAGACAGUAAUGAAUCAUUUACAGGAAACAGCACUUAAUCAUGUUGGAAGUGCUGGACUGCUUGUAGAUGGUUUUGGUUCAACCCCAGAGAUGUGCAAGAAGAAUCUAAUAUGGGUAGUCACUCGGAUGCAAGUUGUGGUUGAUCGCUAUCCUACUUGGGGUAAUGUUGUUCAAGUAGAUACUUGGGUCAGUGCAUCCGGAAAGAAUUGCAUGCGAAGGGAUUGGCUUGUAAGAGAUAGUAAAACUGGUGAAGUUCUAACAAGAGCUUCAAGUAUCUGGGUGAUGAUGAAUAAAGUGACUAGAAGGUUAUCUAAAAUGCCAGAAGAGGUCCGAGGGGAAAUAGAACCUUAUUUCAUGAAUUCCGAACCUGUUGUUGCCGAGGAUGGCCGUAAAUUAGUGAAACUCGAUGACAGCAGUGCAGAAUUUGUACAAAAAGGUUUAACUCCUAGAUGGAGUGAUUUGGAUGUCAACCAGCAUGUCAAUAAUGUGAAGUACAUCGGCUGGAUCCUCGAGAGUGCUCCAUUGCCAAUCUUGGAGACUCAUGAACUAUCCUCUAUGACACUGGAGUAUAGGAAGGAGUGUGGUAGGGACAGCGUGCUGCAGUCACUAACUGCUGUCUCCGACAAUGGUACCGAUGAGAUCGAGUGCCAGCACUUGCUUCGUCUCGAAGGCGGGUCCGAGGUCAUGAGAGGGAGGACCCAAUGGAGGCCUAAGAAUGCCAAAAUUUCUGGGAAUGUGGGUCAGAUUCCAGCUGAUACUGCCUAGAAAUCCAAGUGUUCUUCCGAGUUAUAUAUGUUUCUAUAUUUUUUCAUGUAUGUAUUUAUCAAUGUAGUAUAUGUAUGUAGCUUCACUGUAUAUCUCUUAUUUAUUCUUUCUUUCUCUCUCUCAACCUUUUAUUCAUUGAAUCAAGAAAACUGUCCAAGGAAAUUAGGAGCAGACCAUGCCAGAGAAGCAUAUUUAGUUAUUCUUUAUUGUUUUAUUAUAUAGUUAUCAUGUGAUGUGUA
Messenger RNA from Gossypium raimondii (Peruvian cotton), 1754 nucleotides. Its product is annotated as palmitoyl-acyl carrier protein thioesterase, chloroplastic. The coding region runs from base 277 to 1515 and encodes 412 amino acids. Lineage: Eukaryota; Viridiplantae; Streptophyta; Magnoliopsida; Malvales; Malvaceae. Gene Ontology annotation, biological process: fatty acid biosynthetic process. The transcript has 7 exons. The record is from RefSeq and is a predicted model, not a curated record. Gene Ontology annotation, molecular function: acyl carrier activity; fatty acyl-[ACP] hydrolase activity.